CCCUGGCGUUCUGUUCUCUGUGCUGGCUUAUACUCUCACUCUCUUGACGAGCCUGGAAAACCAUAAUGAGCUUAAGUUUAUCUUUUCAGGUGGACCCCGAUGACUCAUCGAUGCAGGAACCAAGUGCGUCCCACAUGGAUCUGCAGAAUGCCCUGGAGGAAUGCUCCACCGCCCUCCAAUACUUCCUCAACAACCGCUUCUCUGACGCCCUCAAUCUGCUCAGACCCCGGAAGGAUGACAGCAUGUACCAUGCCAUGGGCUACAGCAGCAUCCUGGUCAUGCAGGCCGGCAUGACCUUUGACCCCAGCGACAUGGAACUGGCCAUUGUGGCACUGAAGGAAGCAUUACGGACCUGCCAGAAGUUCAGAAAACGAAGCAGCAUCGCGGAGACCAUCACCUACUACUGGUACAAGCAGCCGUCUGACAACCUGACCGAAGAGGAGAUGCACGCUGAGCUGUGCUAUGCUGAGGUGCUCCUACAGAAGGCAGCUCUCACCUUCCUGGACGAGAGCGUCAUCAGCUUCAUCAAGGGAGGAAUCAAGAUACGGAACAGCUACCACAUCUUCAAGGACUGCCAGGUGAUGUCUAAUUUCAACAACAUUGAGCACAUGAAAAGCCACGCCCACUUCAGAGGUGGGGUCAACAUGGGCAUCGGGUCCUUCAACCUGAUGCUGUCUCUCCUGCCAGCGAGGGUCCUCAGGCUCAUGGAGUACCUGGGAUUCAAUGGAGACCGGGAAGUAGGUCUGUCCCAGCUGAGAGAGGGAGCAGCCAAUGGCAGCCUGCGAUCCAUUCUCAGUACCCUCACCCUGCUCAUGUUCCACCUCUAUAUCACCGUCAUCCUAGGUACUGGUGAGACAAACCUGACAGAGGCAGAAGCUCUCCUUGAACCUUACAAGAGCAAGUUCCCGAAUGUAAGGAUCUCUCGUGUGUCUGUGUGUGUGUGUGUGUGUGUCCAUCUUUUAUGUUUGCUCAUUCUGUGGGUUGUUGCUCUGUUCCAGGGGGCUCUGAUCCUCUUCUACACCGCCAGGAUCGCCGUGCUCAAAGGAGACUUCACGUUCGGCCAGGAGAAGUUCCUGGCGUGUAUCGGGACCCAGCAGGAGUGGAGGCAAAUCCACCACCUGUGCUACUGGGAGCUGAUGUGGGCUCACUGCUUCCAGCAAGAGUGGCUGGAGGCCUACCGCUACGCCGACCUGCUCUGCAAGGAGAGCAAGUGGUCCCAGGCCAUCUACGUGUUCCAGAAGGCGUCCAUUCUGAGCAUGCUCCCUGAGGAGGUGAGGCAGAGGACGGGGGAGGACGUGGAGGAGUUAUUCAGGCAGGUGGAGGGGCUGCAACUGAGGUUUGCUGGGAAGUCCAUCCCUACGGAGAAGUUUGCUUCCAAGAGGGCGGCGCGCUACUCUGCCCAGCCCCCUGUCAAGCUGGUCAUCCCUGCUCUGGAGAUGAUGUACGUGUGGAACGGCUUCACCAUCGUGGGCCAGAGGGCCGACCUGACGGAGAACAUCCUGGCCACCAUCCAGGAAGCCGAGGACGCCCUCAGAGACCAGCCCAAUCCCUCCGUCCACCAUGUGGACGACCAGUGUGUGGUGCAGCUGCUGAAGGGCCUGUGUCUCAGACACCUGGGACGCCUGGACCAGGCCGAGGACUGCUUCAGCCUCUUACUCUCCAGUGAAAGCAGGAUUAAGUAUGACCGCCACCUGGUACCCUUCACCAUGUAUGAGCUCGGCCUGCUGUACCAGAAGCAGGGGAACCAGGAGAAGGCUGUCACCUUCAUACAGAACGCCAAGCACAACUACAAAGACUAUUCAAUGGAGUCCAGGCUACAUUUCCGUAUCCACGCGGCACUCAACAACAUGGACCCCAAGACCCCCAAACACAAGAGGACGUCCGCUUGAGACCAACGGCUCCUGACCCCUCGACGGAUGUGGUGGACACGACAUAUGAACCCUCUGUCAUUUCAUAGUGGGAGGAAAGUGACUAUCGAUGUGAAAGAAUUGAAUGUGAGUCAGUGAUGUCUCCAGGUGGAAGGUGCAGAGAGCGUCUCCAGGUGUGGAAGGUGCAGAGAGCGUCUCCAGGUGUGUUUGCACAUGUGUUGUCCCUAGAUAUGACGCGUGUCAAAACUCAUUUCAGGGUAUCAGUAGAGGUGGAGGAUAAACAUGGGAAAUGUGCAGGUGGCCUAUUCACACUGAAGUCAUUCAGCCACACUCACAGCACCCUGAUGAAAAUAGGACAGGGGGCCCAGAUCAUUUAGAAUGUUUGACAUUUGUAUUUGAUUCAAGGUUUGGUUGGUUUCGGCUUAAGGCUUUUCAGAGGCUGGCGUCUAUUACCAUAUAUUGUGUGUGCUAUCUGACAUAUUGUAUUGGAGCUUGAUCUUUGAAAUAUAUAAAUACAUUAAAUUCAUUGCAGCCAA
This is a messenger RNA of Osmerus eperlanus (European smelt), 2404 nucleotides long. Its product is annotated as tetratricopeptide repeat protein 39B-like. The record is from RefSeq and is a predicted model, not a curated record. Lineage: Eukaryota; Metazoa; Chordata; Actinopteri; Osmeriformes; Osmeridae. The coding region runs from base 66 to 1889 and encodes 607 amino acids. The transcript is spliced from 16 exons. Gene Ontology annotation, molecular function: protein binding.